CAACAACCCAUACAUACAUAUUGAGAAAAUGAGGUGCUGCUGUUGUGCAAAUAAAAUAAGCCAAGAACUAUGACGCAUCAAAAUCAUCAGACAAACGGCGCUAGUUUGGAGGAUUGCCAUACAAACUUUUAUGCCUUGACUGAUUUGUGUGGAAUUAAAUGGCGCAAGUUCGUUAAUGGCGAACGUCCGAAUGCGUCAAGCGAUCCACUCGCCGAUCCGAUCUUGCGCUCCUAUUCACGAUGCAUGCAGGCGGAUAUGCUGUGCGUUUGGCGGCGCGUUCAAUCCACCAAACAGGACAACACCGAUCCGAAUGCCUUAAACUUUGAGAUUACCACAUCGACAACUGUACACCCGCCUCUAUCGCUGGCCGCCGCCAAGGAGCUCUGGAUCUUCUGGUAUGGCGAGGAGCCGGAUCUCAGUGAGCUUGUCGAUGCGGAGCUCCUCAAAAUAGCUGCCAAUCAAUCGCUCUGGAACGGCACGUGGAAGGGCGAGCUGACCUACGAGUGCCGUUCGCUGCUCUUCAAGGCGCUGCACAAUCUCAUGGAAAGAUUCGUGCUGACCAAGGACAUUGUGCGCUUUGGCAAAUGGUUUGUGCAGCCGUGCACCUCCAGCGAUCGUCUGUUUGGACGCAGCUCGCAGCACUUGUCCUUCUCGUUCACGUUCUUUGUGCAUGGCGACACGGUCUGCGCCUCGAUAGAUCUGCGCGAGCAUCCCGCCGUGCGGCCCCUGACCAAGGAGCAUCUGGCGGAGGCAGCGGCUGCCUUUGCCGCCGCCAGCGGCCAAACGUCGGGCACAGCACGUGCCCAACAGGAUGCCGCCAGUGCUGGCACAGCCACGCUGCCCGCCGGCUCCCCACUGCUGGAGGCGUCGGGCGUCGCAGAGAAGUCGGCGUCGGCGUCGGCAGCGGCAGCGGCAGCGACGCCAACGCAAGCGCGCAAAGUGAUGCUGGCGCCGUUUGGCAUUGCGGCAAUACUCACCGGCAACAGCUACAAGGCCAGCGAUCCCAUGGCCGAAAAGAUACUCGAGGAUUGGGCCUCGUUUUUUCCGCUGUGCAAUAAGGACAACACGGAUGUGCCACCCGUCGUUGAGGUGGUAUCGGGUGGUCAUAAGAUGUAUCAUCCCACGAAUUAUGUACUAGUCACGGAUCUGGACGACAUGGAGCACAUGGAGUUUGCUGAGCUGCACAAGGCUAACGAUCAGGCAGCAGCAGCAGCAGCAGCAGCUGCGACGCCAGCAGCGACGCAAGCAGCAGCAUCUGCAAAGGACUCAAGGAAAGCAACAACGCAAGCGAUCAGCGCCUUGGAGCGUCUAACGUUUCAGCCCUACUACGAUCAGCGGCCCACAUCGGGCUUCACCUUCAAUACAAAUAAUACUCAUAUUCCCGCCACGGCGGCCAUCGAAAUGCCGGAGCGUGCCUGGCAGGAUUGCAUCAUGAAUACGCUGCACGUGGACGCCGCAGCAGCAGCAGCGGCAGCAGCAGCAGCGGCAGCGGCAGAGGAGGAUGAGAACAAGCAAACGGAUUCCAAGCAGCACGUGCAACAGCAAAUCCAACAGCAGCAGCAGCAGCAGCAGCAGCAGAAGCAGCGGCAAAAGCUCUGGAACUUUGUGGAUCCAAUGCAAAAGGCGCCCUGCAUAUGCACCAACGCACAAUGCGGCAACACUGGCAGCACUGGCAGCAGCAGCGGCGUCGGUAGCGGCGUUGGCAGCGGCAAGCGCCAGCAGAGCGUCAGCAGCGGCAUUGGCUCGCCAGCGCUGCGUGCUGCGAUCGGCGUCGCCAGCAGCAGCAGCGGCAGCAAAACAACAUUUCAGCUUUACCAACAACAACAACAACAACAGCAGCAGCAGCAGCAGCAGCAUCAACGGGCAGCGACAGCGACGCAUCAUUCCAGUUCCAGUGUUGGCUACUUUGCCAGCAACUGCAGCAACUCCUCUUACUCCUACUACUCCUCCUCCUCCUCCUCCUCCUCCUCCUCCUCCUCCUACGCUGCUGUUGGCCUCAAGCGACAAAUUGUGCCGUUUCAUCAGCGUUUUCUACUCAAUACUCAGACAGCGCUUAAACCUAACUACAACAACACAACUUCCUCUACAACAACAACAACAACAACAACAGACACCAAUAUACCAAAACAAAGACAUCUCAACGUGGGCAGCGCCUCUUCCGGCGGCAGCAGCAGCACGCCCUGCCAAGGCGGCGGCGCCUCCUCGACCUAUUCACGCAACACGCAGCUGGGCGAUCCGACGGUGGCCGCCGCCACCGCCGCCGCCGCCGCCUCCUCCUCGGUGGGUUCGCCUGCAACGCCGGCGCCCUCGCCGCAUCCGCUCUCCAAUUCGGCGCACUCGCAGCCGACCUCGGUGCCGCCCGCUGAGCAACUGCUCAAUAUGAGUCCGCAUGCGCCGACAUCCGUAUCGAAUCUGCAGCAGCCGCCGACGCCCAUCGAUCAUCUGCUGGACAAGAAUACGCCGGCGCCAACGCCGACGGAUCAGCACGACAACAAAAGCAUAACCGCCUCGCCGUACGUGCAUCAGACACCCAGCGUGGAGCCGCCCACCUAUGCAGAGCAUGGCAAUGCGGCCGGAGGCGGUGGCUCUCAAUCUCUGAAUGCGGCGCCGGGCAGUGUGCCACAGCAGCCGGCCACGCCCACGCCGGCAACAGCAGGCGCAGCAGCAACAACAACAGCAACAACAACAACAUCCGCGACAGCUGCUGGAACAGGAACAGCAGGAGCAGCAACAGGAGCCGGAGCCGGAGCAGGCGGUGCCACACAAUGCGGCACAAUUAGCGUAAAGAAGCUGGAGAUGCAGCAGCAGGCGCCACAGCAGGUGCUGGCCAUCAAGCAGGAGCCAGGCCUGGCACGGAUCAGCCAGGUGCAGCAGCAGCAGCAGCAGCAGGUGCCGCUGGCGAGCAGCGCCUUGGAAGCGGUCACAAAUCUCUUCAAUCUGUACAAGCCGCCGCAGCUGACGCUGAAGGACGGGGACAGCGUCUACGACGAGGAAUGGCUCAAGGAUGUCUACGACUUUAGCUUUCAGGAGACCUGGGACAAUCUGCCCGUGAAGCGGCCCAAGCUGAACGAGUCUGCCAAACAGCGACGACCACGUUACGCCCGGAAUCUGUACGAGGGCCACACGCACUUCAAGCCGCUGAUGCCCUCGCCCGGCUCCGUCUAUGGCCCGCUGCUCUCCAUCGAAGGCAGCGCCGCGGCGCUGGGAGCAGCCGGCGAGGGCAGCUCCAGCGGCGGCGGCGGCGGCGGUCUUGUGGGCAUAGCCGGAGGAGCAGGAGCAGGAGCAGGAGGAGCCUAUGGCGGCGCAUCCAGCGCUGAUGAGGCGGACAAUGCGCUUGGCGGAAGCGGCAGCGGCAGCGGCAGCGGAAACAUGACUGCAACAACAACUGGCAACAGUUUCUUCCAGGGCCUGGACAUUAAGACGGAGCCGGGCCUGCAUUCGCCGUGCAAGGAAUCCAAGUCGACGAGCACCGCGGGCAGCGGGAGCGCUGGCAACAAUCUGUUCACAGCCGAAGGCCUAAAUCCCUCGCUCAACGAUCUCGAGCAGCUGUUCGAGACGAGCUCCAACGACGAGUGCAGCAGCGUCCAGAUCCAUACGCCGCCCGACUCCAACAAUCCCUCGAAUGGCGGCUGCAGCGCCGUCAGCAACACCAUCGACGAGCUCAAGCGGAGCACGGCGGUGGCCAGCGCCGUUGUUGCCGCCGUCGUCGCCAGCUCCGGUGCGGGAAGCAUACAGGCCGAAGAUCUAACCAAAAUGUUUCCCACGCCUCCAUCCCACGAGCAACAGCAUCCCAAUUCGAGUCCCUGCCAAACGGACGUUGUCAUGACCGAUCUGAGCGUGGACACCACCACCAACAACAGCAGCAGCACCACCACAAAUGUGGGCGUAGCUGUCGGUCUGGGCGUGGUCCUCAAAAUGGUUAAGCAGGAGUACAGCGUGGAGCUGGGCAGUCCCGUGGAGGAGCCCAUCGAUGACUGGAGCUAUGUGUACAGGCCGCCGCAGCAGGAGAAAUUUGUGGGCUCCUCGCGCUACGCGCCGCUCACCAAUCUGCCCAGUCAGACGCAGCCGCCGCUCCAGAUUCCCGCCAACUGCUACUACAAUCCCACGUGGAGCCACAGCCAGAAGUCGCGUGCCGCCACGCUAGCCAAGGCGGCCGCCGCGCAGCAGCAGCAGCAGCAGCUCCAGAAGCACCAGCAGCUCCAGCAGCGCAUCCAGCAGCAUCAGCAGCUCCAGCAGCAGCACCAACAGCAGCAGCUCCAGCUGCAGCAGCAACAGCAGCAGCAGCAUAAGCAUCAGCAGCUGCACGAGCUGCUCUCCGCCGGACCGAGGACGCCAAUGAAUGCAGCGAUGCCGUCGCCCUCGACGACGACGACGGCGACGACGACGGUGCCGCAGCCGCUGAGCAGCGGCGGCAGCCAGCUCCUGUUGAAUCAGCUCAAUUGUCCGCAGGCGCCGCCCGGCAGCUCCAUGCAGCAGCUGAUGCAGCGGGCCGGCAUGUCGCCCAUUCCGUCGCCGGGCGGGCCGGGCGUGGUGCCCUUUCCGCGCAGCAGUCCGAUGCAUCUGGGCGGAAUGCGGCAGACGCCGACGCAUCCGCCGCCGCCGUAUCCGUAUGAGCUGGCGGCGGCCAGUCCGGCCACGUCCACGUCCUCGUACCUCAACAAGCAGUACAAUUCCCAGGAGCCGCCGGGUCAUCCGCACACGCCGCAGAGCGUGCAUCAUGUGAUGUUCGGGCCGAUGAGUGCGGGCGCAGGAGGAUCGGGUGGAGCGGGAGCUGGUCUAAUGCCUGCAGGCGAUGGCUCUAAGCUGGCCAUGAUGCAAUAUUCUGGCGGCGGCGCCGGCUCAACUGGUUUGGGCAGCAGCUCCUCCUCCUCCGUCGCCGCAGCGGCAGCAGCAGCAGCAGCUGCAAUGAGUCUGCUGCAGGAGCUGCCGGAGGUCAACUCGGUGCUGAUCAAUAUACUGCUCUACGAUACGGCUCUGAAUGUGUUCCGGGAUCACAACUUUGACAGCAGCAGCGUCUGCGUCUGCAAUGCGGAUACCCAAAAGAUUGGCAACAUUCGCGGCGCCGACUCGGGUCUCUAUGUGCCGCUGCCCGGCAGCAGCUUUAAUCCGUUUCCGUCGCAGCGUCUGCUCAAUAGUCAUCCGGCGGGCACUCCAUAUAAUCCCUUUGGAGGCAGUGCAUCGGGUGGCGGCGGCGGCGGCGGCGGCGGUGGUGGUGGAAUGCGCAUGAUAAGUGCCUUUGGCGGUGGGCUGGACUCGUCGCCGGUGGCUGCGCUGUCCGGAGCUGGCUCCGUGCACCAUGGCCACGGGCCCAACGGCGGCUCCAGCUCCUCGUCGUGCACUCCGCCCAGCAGCAAUCCGCACAUCACGGGCUACGUGGACGACGAUCCCGUUGAGUGCACAUGCGGCUUUAGCGCCGUGGUCAAUCGCCGUCUGUCACAUCGCGCCGGCCUCUUCUACGAGGAUGAGCUGGAGAUCACGGGCAUUGUGGACGAUCCGGCCCGGCACAAGCAGCCCACGCUCUUGAGCCUCAUCCAAAGCCUGUGCCGCAAGGGCAACAACAACCACAAUCACAAUCACAACAACAAGUCGGUCAACGAGCCGGUUGGCAAGGAGCUGGAGAAGCUAACGACGACGACAACCACGACGUCCGGACAGCAGCAGCAGCAGCAGCAGUUGGAGCAGCUGGCGCAUGCGAUCUUCGAUCUGUUGCUGGAUCAGUGCUCGAUUAUCCAGACCUCGAGCAGCUCGGUGCACCGGGCCCUGCAGUCCCAUCGCCGUCGCAUGUCCCGGCAGCGACGACUCUUUGGCCAGAACAGCGCCUCGCUGGCGUCCAUAGCGAACGUGCUCGAGUUUACGGAUGCGCACGAUGUGGUCAGCCUGGCGCUGGAGCAGGCACGGCUCGCCUUCGAGAGCCAGCGCAUGGACAUGAAUAUGCUCGAAUUCGGACACAAUAAUCACCAUGGACAGCAGCACAAUCCGCACCAGCAUUCGCAGCAUCCGCAUCAUCCGCACCAGCCACAUCCAGCGCAGCAUUCGCAACAGUUGACGGCAUUCCAGGCGGCGCCUGCCCUGCGCCAGAAGCUUCUCGUGUUGGGCAGCAGUCGCCUCACGGUGCACAAAUGGCCCUACCUACCCGUGGGCUUUACGCGAAGCAACAAGGAGAUCGUCCGGACAAUGAACGCCAUCCAGCCGAUGCUGCAGAGCGCCUUCCAUUGCAAAUCGCGCGGCGGUGCCGCCGGCUCCAAGGAUGCCAGCUCCUAUAAUACGGUCAGCGGUCCGCUCACCUGGCGUCAGUUCCAUCGUCUGGCCGGACGCGCCUCCGGGCAGUGCGAGCCACAGCCCAUACCCUCGGUUGUGGUCGGUUACGAGAAGGAUUGGAUUUCGGUGGCGCCGCAUUCCAUUCACUAUUGGGACAAGUUUCUCCUGGAGCCCUAUUCGUAUGCCCGGGACGUGGUCUACGUGGUCGUGUGUCCGGACAAUGAGCAUGUCGCCGCCAGCACGCGCACCUAUUUCCGUGAGCUGAGCAGCACCUACGAGAUGUGCAAGCUGGGCAGGCAUACGCCCAUCCGCGGCUGGGAGGGUGUCCUGCAGGUGGGCACCGAACGGGAGGCGCCGCUGACGCCGCUCGACGACUGGCUGCGCACCCUGGACCAUGCGCCUCUGGCCGAGCAGAUCCGACGCUAUGCCGUGGCCUUUCUCUACCAGCUGGCGCCCUAUCUGAGCCGUGUGCCCGGCGACAAGACGUUGCUCAAUCCUCCGGAUGCCUCUGCCAGUGGCAGCCACUCGACCAAGGCACCGGGCGCGGUGCCUCCUUCAGCUGCCGAGCAUCCGCAUGAGCCCGUCAUCAAGCUGGAGCCGGGCACGGAGCCGACCCCGGCGACGCAGAGCAGCAGCAACAGCAGCUCCGGCGGCGCUGGCGGCGCCGGACAGGAGCAGGACAGCAAGGCGGAUGUUAAGGCGGGCGGCGACUCGAAGCCCGCCCUGGUGCUGGGCGAUCCGCUGGGCAUGGGCGAAACGCUGGAGGACAUCAAUCCAUCGGCUAUUGUCCUUUAUGUGGUGAAUCCCUUCACCUUCGCCUCGGACAGCUUUGAGCUGGAGCGACUCGCGCUGAUCGCACUGCUGCGCUGCUAUGCGGAGCUCCUGAAGGCGGUGCCGGAUUCGGUGCGCGCCCAGAUGAACAUCCAGAUCAUCUCGCUGGAGGCCAUCAUGGAGCUGGGGCCGUGCGGCAAUCGUCGUCGCUUCUCGGAUGAGAUCAAGUGCCUGGCAUUGAAUAUAUUCUCGCAGUGCCGGCGGCAUUUGGUGCAUGCGCAGCCCGUCAAGAGUCUGACGGGCUUCGGCACCGCCGCCAACAUGGAGGCCUUUCUCAAGACCAAGGAUGAGCCCAAUCGGCGCGCCUACAAGAUGUACACGGCGCCCUUUGUCCUGGCACCGAUGCACGAGCGCAACGACAAGACGGACUUCUCGCGCGCCGCCGGCAGCAUGCACGGCCAGAACGAGACGCGCUAUUCGGUCAUGUAUUGCAAUUAUUGCCUGAGCGAGGAUCAGUCCUGGCUGCUGGCCACAGCCACAGAUGAGCGUGGCGAGCUCCUGGAGAAGGUCUGCAUCAAUAUCGAUGUGCCGAAUCGGGCGCGCAGACGCAAGGCCCCGGCACGUUAUGUUGCCCUGCGCAAGCUCAUGGACUUUGUCAUGGGCCUCAUCUCGCAGACGUCGCAGAUGUGGCGUCUGGUCAUCGGACGGAUUGGACGCAUCGGGCACAGCGAGCUCAAGUCCUGGAGCUAUCUGCUCAGCAAACAGCAGCUGCAGAAGGCCUCUAAACAGUUCAAGGACAUGUGCAAACAGUGCACUCUGAUGUAUCCGCCGACCAUCCUGAGCGCCUGCCUGGUCACACUGGAACCGGAUGCCAAGCUGCGCGUAAUGCCCGAUCAGUUUACGCCCGACGAACGCUUCUCGCAGAUCUCCAUGCAGAAUCCGUUGUCGACGCCGCAGGAUGUGACCUGUACACACAUUCUGGUCUUUCCCACGAGUGCUGUCUGUGCUUCCUUCACACGACAAUUCCAGAACGAGCCGCAGGUCGACGAUGACUUCAUCUUUGGCGAGGAGGAGGGCAACGAGGACUUCAGCGAUGCCGAUAUCGGCGACCUCUUCUGGGACUCAGCUCACAUGGAUCGCGUCUCGAAUCACGGCAGCCCAGGACGCAUGGAGGACAAUCGCAGCUGGCAGAGCGCCGGCGGCAACAAUUUCAAAUGUACGCCCCCGCAGGAGGUCGAGGAGGUGGGUUCCCUCAAUCAGCAGCCCAUUUCGGUGGGUUAUAUGGUGUCAACAGCGCCGACGGGUCGAAUGCCCGCCUGGUUCUGGUCCGCCUGUCCGCAUCUGGAGGAUGUGUGUCCCGUCUUCCUGAAGACCGCAUUGCAUUUGCAUGUGCCCAACAUUCAGAUAGCCGACGAUAUACUCAACUCGACCAAUGCCCAUCAGUCGGCAAAUGAUCAUCCCCUGGACUCGACCUUAACGGCCGAUGUCCUGCGCUUUGUCCUUGAGGGCUACAAUGCGCUCUCCUGGCUGGCCCUCGAUUCCAAUACACACGACCGACUCUCCUGUCUGCCCAUCAAUGUGCAGACCCUCAUGGACUUGUACUAUUUAACGGCGGCGAUAGCAUAAUCGCGCAGUCACAAAAAGCAAUAUACAACACUAGACAAUUAACAGUAGCAGUAACAGUAACAGAGUAACAGAGUAACAGUAACAGUCGAUUGCUUCCAAUUGCUGUACUUCCAUAUAAUAGCGAAAUAUCCACAAGUGCUAUACCAAAACAAAGAAACUCCAACAACAACAAACAAACAAACAAAUAAAACACCAAGCAACCAACAACUGAAGUUAACAGUCCAAAAAAAAAACAAAAAACAAAAAGUUAAGUAACAGUAAGAAUAACAGCAGCCGUAACAGUAACAGUAACAGUAAAAGUAAUAUUAUAAAGAUGAACUGUUAACAGAAUAACGCACAGUUAGCGUAAACACAGAGCCUUGUAAUAACAGCCGCCGCCGCCGCCUUACAGCCUUAUCACAGGGUGUGCAAAGUUAAAAGAAGAAGAAAGUAAGAAAUGUAUGAGCAAUGAGCAAUGAGCGAUGAGCAAUGAGCAAUGAGCGAUAAAUUGAAUUAUGGUUACCGAGAACCGAUCAAGUCGUGAGAGUAGCAAAACAGCAUUACUAUUUAUUAAUUGAAGAAUUGUGUAUAGUGCAAGAAUUGUUUUUUUAGGCUGGCGUUCGUUUUAGUGUUUAAUAUUUAUACAUAUACAAAAUGAAAAAACAACAACAAACAACAAACAAAAAAAAAAACCAACCACACAAUAGGGGCAUAUUUAUAUAUAUUAUAUACAUAGAUCAUAUACAAUACGCAAGAUUUAAAGAUGAAGAAAAAAGAAAAACAUUUUUAGUGUGUAAGUAAAAAGGAAAUUUGUACAUAUUUACAACCAAUUUGCCGUAAGCAGUAAGAACAACAACAACAACAA
Drosophila virilis is the source of this 9499-nucleotide messenger RNA. It is a transcript of the gene skd, whose product is annotated as mediator complex subunit skuld. Gene Ontology annotation, biological process: positive regulation of transcription by RNA polymerase II. Lineage: Eukaryota; Metazoa; Arthropoda; Insecta; Diptera; Drosophilidae. The record is from RefSeq and is a predicted model, not a curated record. Gene Ontology annotation, cellular component: mediator complex. Gene Ontology annotation, molecular function: transcription coactivator activity.